AUGAGCGCUCCACGAGAUUUCACGGUCAAUGGGCUUGGGCGGAUCGGGAUCACUCUUAGAAACCAAGAUGGUCUUGAGCCGUUGCAGGAAAAUAGCUUGGAGUUCACUGGUCUGGCUUUUGCAAUUCAUGCUGGCCUGUCUAUUCUUGAAAAGCCUAAAGGACGUCAAGCUCUACAGAGAGUCGGCCUGGUUGUUGUUCAAGAGUGGGCUAGAGCACAAAUAUUCAGAUUUGGCGGUGACCCUAACUUGAUGCCACGAUACGUCGAUGAGUUUCUUCUUGCUGUUCGGAGGGACUUUCCUCGUGUCAUCGUUGGUGGCGUGGAGGGUUCAGAUGUAAUUGCUGAAACAAGACGGAUGCGUGGAUGGAAUGGUGAUCUGUUCCGUUUUGACGCUAAGCACGCUGCUGGUAUUUACUACAACCAUUCUCAUGUCACCCGGAUGGCCAUAGCUGCUCGACAAUCCAGUGACGGGAGUAGCGAGGGAAGAAAAAUGGGCAACCGUUUCAGAACCUUUCUCUUUCUAUUAGCCGUGGCCACUGCUCACGAGCUAACCCAUGUGUUCAUCACAUAUCUGGCUCAAGGCCAAGACGUUAUUGACUCAUACACCCCUCCACAAGUAUCGUACCUGAACUAUGUUGGUUUGACUGAUGACGAGAAUCUCCCAGUAACUGGGGAGUCAGGCCGUUGGCUCGAGAGUCGUCUAUUUGGUGGAUCAAUCGAGUUUUACAGAGAUUCUUCGGAUGACAGUGGCCAGUGCUGUCCUAAUGUUCAAGCAGAGUUCCGAACCUUUCCGUUUGAAACGACCGGUAGACCCAUGACGUAUCAGCAGAGACGGGCACGGGGACUUCUCAGCUUGGGCUCAACAGAGGCAACCGGGCAACAGGCAGGUGGUACUUUCAUGCGACCUCGUCGGGAGAGACCACAACGACUAUAUAGCAUUCCGGCCAGCGAGCUUUCUCGUGUACCUUUGGAGCCACGACGAGCCCUGCGGGUUCGACAAGUUGCGUAA
Fusarium tjaetaba is the source of this 1008-nucleotide messenger RNA. RefSeq lists its product as uncharacterized. The coding region runs from base 1 to 1008 and encodes 335 amino acids. The transcript is spliced from 4 exons. The record is from RefSeq and is a predicted model, not a curated record. Lineage: Eukaryota; Fungi; Ascomycota; Sordariomycetes; Hypocreales; Nectriaceae.